GUCACUAAAUUCAAUUUCCGCCGCCCAAUUUAAAACAAUCAAAUUGUGUUGAAACAAAACAACAAUUUCCGUUUGUUAUGUUUACUGUUUGUCAGAUGAAGUGUUUUCGAGGAGAAUGGACCAGUUUUUCGAGCAUUUGGAAGGGGCCAAGGCGUGUUGGUGGCCCUACAUUGCCACGUUCUUCAUUUUUGUAAUAGGGGCUAUUAGGGCGUACAUUGGAGGGGCUCAUUGUCCGAGUAGGAGUAGGAUAGAUGGGAAAAUUGUCAUUAUUACGGGAGGGUCCAGCGGAAUUGGGCUGACCACAGCCAAAGAACUCGCCAAAAAAGGGGCUAGAAUAAUUUUAGCUGUCCGCAACGCAGAACGGGGCAAAAGGGCCCUGGAAUACCUCCUUCGGGAGUGCCCCGAAGCGGAGGCCAUCAUAAAGCUGGUAGACUUGAACGACUUUGUCAGCAUUCGAGAAUUUGCGAAUCAAAUUAAUCUUGAGUACGAACGAGUAGAUAUUUUGAUAAACAAUGCCGGGAUCAUUUUCCACCCAUUUCGAAAAACAGUGGACGGCAACGAAAUGACAAUUAGCACAAAUUAUUUCGGUCCAUUUCUUCUAACACAUCUCCUUCUGAAUUUAUUGAGCAAAUCGGACAACGGCCGCGUCAUCAAUCUUUCAGCGGUGGCACAUUUGAGAGGAAAAAUUGAUUUGGAUGAUUUAAAUUCUGAGAAGAGUUUUGUCGAGAUUGAGGCUUUUAGCCAGAGCAAACUCGCUUUGACUAUGUUUACCAAGCAUAUGGCUUCGUUAUUGAAGCACACGAAUAUAACUUUCAAUGCUGUUAAUCCGGGACUUGUGAGGGGAACGCGACACUUGCGUAACUCACGAGUCACAACUUCCUUUGUUACCAAAUUUUCGGUGUGGCCGUGGAUGUGGCUCUUUAUGAAAACGCCGAAACAAGGCUCUCAAACUGUUAUUUAUGUUGCGAUAGAUCCCUUCCUUAAGAACGUGUCAGGGUGUUACUUCAGCAACUGUGAGAUACAGAAACCCUCAGACCUUGUAAACGACGUCGAAUUGUCGGAAAAAUUAUACAAGAAAACUUGCGAAAUUGUUAAAAUCGAUGGCGAAACAAUUGUGAAAAGUAUUACGGGAGAAGGGGAAAAAACUGAAUAAAAAUGCACAAUAAAAAUAUGAAAUUUA
Molecule: messenger RNA, 1180 nt
Organism: Tribolium castaneum (red flour beetle)
Lineage: Eukaryota; Metazoa; Arthropoda; Insecta; Coleoptera; Tenebrionidae
Product: retinol dehydrogenase 12
Exons: 6
Coding region: 116-1153 (345 amino acids)
Source: RefSeq, a predicted model, not a curated record